AUGGGCAGGUCCGUCCGGAGGAUGCAUCGGCCGCGGAGGCACCGCUGGUUGACCGUCUCCGUCUUCUUCAUCGCGUACUCCAUAUUCCAAGCGGUCCUGAGCGCCUCCACCUCGACCCUGUCACCGACAAAGCCCGACACCACCGUCGACGCGACCCCGCCUGUCGUCGAUUCCGACGCAAAAACAUCGACGAAUAACGAAAACGUCGGCUCUUCACCACUGCCAAUGACCAGUAGCAAAGAAGCGGAAGAUGAAAGUAGCGAGAUGCCUCCAGAAGGAAACAAGAAGACGCUCAAAGAAAUAGAAGAGGAAGAGGGUGAGAAAAAGAAGCAGAAAGACGACGGAUACGUGAAAGAAUAUGAGGACACCAUACCAACUGUGCAUCCUUUGAGGAAUUGCACACCUCCGGCUAUUGAACAGUUCCCUCAACCACUGAUGGGACAGACGGCGCGCAAGCACGGCGGUCUGAUCCUCCACAUCCUGGUCGCCGUGUUCACCUUCAUAGGGCUGGCUAUCGUCUGCGACGAGUACUUCGUCUGCAGCCUCGACAGGAUCUGCGAAGAGUUGAAGCUGGCGCCAGACGUGGCCGGUGCGACGUUCAUGGCAGCCGGCAGCUCCGCACCUGAGUUGGCAACCGUCGUCAUCGGGGUGUUCUGCGCCCAGGACGAUAUUGGUGUGUCUGGGGUUAUCGGCUCAGCGGUGUUCAACAUCAUGUUCGUUAUCUCCGUGUGCGCCCUGUGCGCUGGCACUGUCUCCCACCUGAACUGGUGGCCGCUCUGCCGCGACUGCUUCUUCUACGCGAUCUCCAUACUGGUGAUGCUGUGCACCAUCGCCAACAAAUACGUGUCCUGGCCCGAGGCGCUGUUCAUGCUGAUAAUGUACGGCGUGUACUGCGUGGCCCUGCACUUCAACGCGGAGCUGGAGCGCUGGGCGCUGACGCUGCCGCUGCCCUUCAAGCUGCCGACGCGCGAGGAACAGGCGGCGCUCGUCACGUACAGCAGGAGUGCUGGCGGGCAGCCACCGGCAGCGGCGAAUGCUGAGGGUCAGUAUUCACAAAUGGAGGGUCAGACGAAGGAAACACCUCUGCAGACAGCCGAGUACAAUCCAGAUGGUGCAUAUGACAACGCUGCGUACAACGCUGACCCCAUACCCGUGUGGGACCCCAAUCAGGCGUGGGACGCAAAUCAGGCUUGGGGCGAAGCGCCUCAACCAACGGCCCCGCAGCCAGGGUGGGGAGUGGACGCCCAGCCGACGCAACAACAGGUUCAGACGCAACAGCCCCAGCAACAACAACAACAGAGCCAGCCACAACCGUCGCCGCAGCCAAUACCGAUCAUGCCAUCCAUGCCGGCUUACUACAAGGCCAAGGAGUACAACCCGGAAACAGCCGUCGACCCCCUCGUCAAGCCCGUCGGCGCUAAUCAUCUGCAAAUGGCGUGCUGGUACGUCGCGUACCCGGUCCACUGGUCUUGCCGGCACACGAUGCCCGACUGCCGCGGCCGCUGGUACCCGAUCACCUUCAUCAUCUCCAUGCUCUGGAUCUCCUUCUACUCCUACUUCAUGGUCUGGAUGAUCACCAUCAUCGGGUACACCCUCGGCAUCCCGGACACCGUGAUGGGUCUGACGUUCGUGGCGGCCGGCGUCUCCGUGCCGGACGCGCUCUCCUCACUCGCCGUCAUCAAGGAGGGGUAUGGUGACAUGGCGGUGUCGAACGCGGUCGGUUCCAACGUCUUCGACAUCCUGGUGUGCCUCGGGCUUCCGUGGUUCAUUCAGACCGCGAUCAUUCAGCCCGGCAGCCACGUCAACGUCAUCAGCAAGGGCCUGAUUUACUCAACGCUAUCGCUGUUCUCCACCGUGAUCUUCCUGGUGGUGGCGACCCACGCGAACGGCUGGAAACUGGACCGCAAGUACGGCGUGGUGCUGAUGAUCUGGUACCUCCUCUUCAUCACCCUCGCGAGCCUGUACGAGCUGAACGUGUUCGGCAACAUCCACCUGCCCGAUUGCGAAUCCUCCUAU
Iphiclides podalirius (scarce swallowtail) is the source of this 2016-nucleotide messenger RNA. NCBI's taxonomy places the organism in Eukaryota, Metazoa, Arthropoda, Insecta, Lepidoptera, Papilionidae. The record is from the annotation of a GenBank genome assembly.